UCCCUCUUUCUCUCCCCCCAUAUGCAUUUGCAGGCCAUUGUGUGUCCGACCAAGUUUUACGCUUCAUUCAUAACCUAACGCUGUGUCGAUACAGAUACAGAUACAGAGAUGGCUCGGCAGGCCUCCAAACUUAUCGCUAACUUGUCUUCGGCGCUUUCCCCCAAGCCAACUUCAUCAUUUUCUUCGACUUCUUCUUACGCUUAUGCGUUGUUACAAUCUCGGAACUUUGCCGCCGCGCCUCCUCCUCCUCCUUCCGUCUUUGUUGACAAGAAUACCCGUGUCAUUUGCCAAGGUAUCACCGGCAAGAAUGGAACUUUCCACACCGAGCAAGCCAUCGAGUACGGCACUAAAAUGGUUGGUGGUGUAACACCAAAGAAGGGUGGAACAGAACAUCUUGGACUCCCUGUUUUCAACUCCGUGGCUGAGGCAAAAGCUGAGACCAAGGCUAAUGCUACUGUGAUUUAUGUUCCUCCUCCGUUUGCUGCAGCAGCCAUCAUGGAGGCACUGGAGGCUGAAUUAGAUUUGAUUGUGUGUAUCACUGAAGGAAUUCCUCAGCAUGACAUGGUAAAGGUCAAGGCUGCUCUUAACCAACAGUCAAAAACACGGCUUAUUGGUCCAAACUGCCCUGGUAUUAUAAAACCUGGAGAAUGCAAAAUUGGAAUCAUGCCCGGUUAUAUUCAUAAACCAGGGCGUAUAGGAAUUGUUUCUCGAUCUGGCACACUGACGUAUGAAGCGGUUUUCCAAACAACGCAAGUUGGUUUGGGACAAUCCACCUGUGUUGGAAUUGGUGGGGAUCCUUUUAAUGGGACAAAUUUUGUUGAUUGCAUUGAAAAGUUCCUUGUUGACUCUCAGACAGAAGGAAUUGUUCUUAUUGGUGAGAUAGGUGGUACAGCUGAGGAGGAUGCUGCCGCCCUUAUAAAGGAAAGUGGAACUCAAAAGCCAGUUGUUGGUUUUAUUGCUGGACUAACUGCCCCACCUGGACGACGGAUGGGUCAUGCUGGAGCCAUUGUAUCCGGAGGGAAAGGGACAGCUCAAGGAAAAAUAAAGACCCUUAGGGAAGCUGGUGUGACGGUUGUCAAAUCUCCUGCAAAAAUUGGAACCGCAAUGCUUGAGGUAUUCAAGCAGAGAGGUCUUGUUUGAGUAAUUUUAUUUUUUCAAUUUCCUAUUCUUGGUUAUACUUCUGAAUCCUAGAAAAAAAUGAGCAUGGCUCAAAUAACCCCCAUCUCUUCCAUUUGAUGGGAGAUGUAUAAUACAACAUGCUAAGGGAAAUCUCUUUAGUUAAUUUAUACAUUUCUAGCCUCAACCAAUCAAUAGUUCAAGAUAUUUACUAUUGCUUUUGAUGCAACUGCUUUAGAAGAGUCCUAUAUUGGUAUUUUCUAAGCUUUCAUUUGAGCUAUUUGAAAACAACAGUUUUCUUUGUUU
Impatiens glandulifera is the source of this 1422-nucleotide messenger RNA. RefSeq names its product succinate--CoA ligase [ADP-forming] subunit alpha-1, mitochondrial-like. Gene Ontology annotation, biological process: tricarboxylic acid cycle. Gene Ontology annotation, molecular function: succinate-CoA ligase (GDP-forming) activity; succinate-CoA ligase (ADP-forming) activity. The record is from RefSeq and is a predicted model, not a curated record. Gene Ontology annotation, cellular component: mitochondrion; succinate-CoA ligase complex (ADP-forming). Lineage: Eukaryota; Viridiplantae; Streptophyta; Magnoliopsida; Ericales; Balsaminaceae. The transcript has 7 exons. The coding region runs from base 109 to 1140 and encodes 343 amino acids.